GGUAUUUAUACAACUAUCAUCGUGUGGACCGCCUGAUAGUUGAAAGUCAUGGACGAACCAAGUAAAUUCCUAUCAGGCCUCGAAUCGCGACUAAGAUAUAAGAUAAGAUAUAUUAUUAUCUCGGUCUGUGGAGUCACUAUAUUUUUAUUUGAUAUGUUUGUUAUUAUUUUCAACGAUAUUGCGAUAACAGUAUAACACAUUAACACUACUUGUGUCAAAUAAAUCCAUCCAGUCCAUGCAGUAUACUGAUUUGUGUGUCCAUGUUUUUUAGUAUCAAAAUACACCAUACACCAUAAUAAUUAUUAUAUAUUAUUCAAAUAUUCUUAUUUGUUUGUCUUUGCUCAAAGAGUAUUGUUAAAGACGUUUAUUUUUAGCGGUUAAUAUCUUGUAAGCUUAUAACUGUAAUAUUUGUCUCGUUUAGCAGUAAAUACCUAAUAAUAAUAAUAUGGCUCGUCACAGGAACAUAAGGACCACCCAAUAUUCUGAUGGUAAAAGUUAUAAUUUCUCAUUUAUUUUUUUCUUUUUCAUGUCUCAGUACUAAUUCAAUACUACUAUAUGUGUAUAUUAAACCAGUAUCCUUUGUGCAUUUUUUUUUCAAUCAUAAUAUAUUACUUAAAAGUCAAAAACAUUACAAAUUCAUGAGAAUUUACAAUAUUGUAGUCAAGUUAAGUAUAUAUUUAGUUAUAUAUCUAAUUAACAAAAAAUUAUAUUUUUUAGAUGAAUAUUACGAUGACGAUGACUAUUCUAAUUCGUUUGAAGAAGAUUAUAUUUCUCCAAGUGACGGUAACUAAAAAUAAAUUACUUAUUUAAAAUUUACUUUAAAAUUUAAAUUCAUUUAAAAUUAUGUUUUAGCAAUUUAUUUAAUCAACCAUAAACCAAAAUUAAAUUCCGAACAAGAUUUAACAGAUGCUAAAGUGAAUUCCUGUUUACAAAGAAUAACAGAAAUCUUAGGUAUUGAACUUGCUAAAGAUGUCGUGACUAAUCAUUUGAUUAACAAUGAUUUUAAUAUUGAUAAAACUGUUGACCAGAUAUUAAAUUCAAAUAUUGGUAAAUUAGAUUUUGCCUCAGCCAAGUAUAUUAAUUAAAUAGAUAUUAACGAGGACAUUAAUAAACAUUUUAAGGUGCUACAAAAGUUAAAGAUCUAUCAGGAACUGAAGGGAGAUUAAGCAGACCUCCUUCAGUUGUUAUUGCUUCUUCAUCUAAAAAUAAAGACAAUAUUAUUGUUGGUUUCGGAAAUGCAUCUAUUUCAGGUACAUAUAUAUUUAUUUAAAUGUAUACAUUUGCACUGUUUAAUGUUUUAUAUAUUUUUUUAAUAUUUUUAGGUUCAAAAAAUAAAAAUUUAAUUACAACACCUAAACAGACUCCAUUUAGUACACCCAUAUGUUCACCAGCUGUUACCCCUCGUAAUCGAUCUCCACAAAAUACUAAUUUAGGAUCACCACGUGUAGAUCGUAAAAUAAAUUCGCCUAAGUAAUUUUUAAAAAGUAAUGUAAUUUUAUUUUUAUUAAAAUCCUUAUAAUUUUUUAACAGGAGUAAUAAAGUCAGAGAUGAUUUAACAGUACCUUCCACUCAUAAGGAUCAACUUUAUUUAAUCAUAAUUGGUCAUGUUGAUGCAGGAAAAAGUACAUUAAUGGGACAUUUACUUUAUAAAUUGGGACAUGUACAACAGCGUACUAUACAAAAGUAUGAACACGAAAGUAGGAAGUUGGGUAAACAAAGUUUUGUAUAUGCUUGGGUUUUGGAUGAAACUGCUGAAGAAAGGUAAAGUAUAUAAAUAAAUUAUAUAAUAUUGUAAAAUAUUGCAUAUAAUAUAUUUGCAAUAAUAGAAACCGUGGUAUCACAAUGGACGUUGGUCAUUUGAAAUUUGAAACCAAAACUAAAGAUGUUACUUUGUUAGAUGCACCUGGUCACAAAGAUUUUAUACCGAAUAUGAUAACAGGUAAAAAAUAUACACGGUGUUCAACUAAUUUCCUAAACUAUAUACUAUUAUACAAAAUUAAAUGUAUUCAUUUUACACACCUAAGUCAGUUUAUAAUAAUAAUAGGCUAGUAUAAAAAGUUACUAGUUAUAGAAUUAUAAUUAUAAACAUCUCAAUGAUCCAAUAUAUUGAUGAUUGACUAUUUUAGUGCUUCUUAGUAUUUAUUUUUUUAUUUUUCUGAUGACAUGUUUUUUUUAUUAUACUGUAAUUUUAGUAAAGUCAUAACUAGGUGAUAUGUAGUUAUUUGGUACCCAUUUCUAUAUUACAUUACUCAUUUCUACACAUAUUAGUAAAUUUAGCUACUAGAUAGGUCACACACAGUAGAACUGAACUUUUAUGUGUAUGGUGCAAACAUUUCCCUAUCUUAUACACCCUCAAAAAUAUUUUACCAUUUAAGCCUAAGGUCAAAAUUUCCUAUAGGUUUUUUAUAAUAUUGUUUUAUACAUACAUCUAUUUGUACUAUAAUUAUAGGUGUCGAUUGGGGGUUGUUUAGAGGAGCUCAACUACCCAGAAAAUAUUCUAAGUCAUUUAAUUACUUUUUUAAAAUUAUUUUACACAAAUCAAAUUUUUUUGAAAAAUAUAACUUAUAUUAUUAUUUAAUGUAGUAUUUAACUAUUUAUAAAAUUAAGUUAUCAGUGCAUUGCUUAUUUUGUUUAAUUAUGUAUGUUUCUUUUAUGUGUAUUUUAAAAUUUAAAUCAUUAAUAUAUUUACUCAAUUCAUGGUCAGGUAGUUUUGCUCACUAAAUCUGACUCAAUUAUGUAUAUUAGAUGAAUUAUUUAGACCAUUUUGUAACCAGAUUUUGCUCAAAUUUUUAAUAUAUAAAUUAAAUUCAUGUUUCUAUGGAAAAGGGUGUGAUAAACAAAUAAAAAAAAAGUGUAAGGAAAGAAAUAAAUGGCUAGAGAAAAAAAAAUGUUUUAAAUAAAUAAACUUGCAUACCUGUUAUCUUGUUACCCUUGUUGCUAAUAGAAAAACAGGUACUUUCUUUUGUAGAAAACUACUACUAUUCAAUAUUCUUAUAUAAAUUGAAGUCUAAACAAGAUUAUGUUUGAAUGUUGGUUUUAGGUGCUUCUCAGGCUGAUGCAACUAUUUUAGUUGUAGAUGCAACUAAAGGAGAGUUUGAAACUGGAUUCGACAGUGGAGGACAGACCCGGGAGCAUGCACUUUUAAUACGAUCUCUGGGUAAAUAAUCUAUGAAUAAUUUAACUGAUUAUGAAAGUAUAAUUAUUAUAUAAUUUAAUUAUUUUUGUCCCAGGAAUUACUCAACUUGGAGUAGCCGUGAAUAAAAUGGAUACUGUUAAUUGGUCAGAAAUUCGAUUUGAGGAAAUUAAAUCAAAACUUGGACUAUUUUUAAAACAAGCUGGUUAUAAAGAAUCUGAUGUCACUUUUAUACCAUGUUCUGGGUUAAAUGGUGAAAAUUUAGCUAUAAAAGCAAAUGAAUCAUUACUAACUCAUUGGUAUAACGGUCCUUGUCUAAUGGACGUUAUUGGUAUGUCAAAAAAAUUCCUAUGUUCAAACUAAACAGAUAUUUCUAAAGAACUGAUGAAAUAAUAUAUAUUAACCUUUAGAUUCAUUUAAACCACCAGAGCGUGCAAUUUCUAAACCCUUGAGAUUAUGUGUAAGUGAUGUUUAUAAAAGUACAGGGUCAGGAUUUUCAAUUGUAGGAAGAGUCGAAACAGGUCAGUUAAGAGUUGGCGAUAAAGUUCUUGUGGAACCACAAGGAGAAAUUGCACAAAUUAAAAGUGAGAGUUAUGCUUUCCAGUUAUUUAAAAAUAAAUGUUUCAAAACAAAUGUUCAAUUUAAUAUACAGGUAUUGAAAUAGAUGAGUUGCCACAAUCUAUUGGAUUAGCCGGUGAUUUCAUUAGCAUUUCACUUAAUGGAUAUGAUGCACAAACUAUAUAUUCUGGUUGUGUUUUGUGUGAUAUUUCAUCUCCAAUACCAGUAACAUCGGUAUUAGAAGCUAGGGUAGUUGUAUUUAAUGUAGACUUCCCUAUUGUCCGUGGACAUCAAGUUGUAUUGCACUACCAAAGUUCAUCAGAAUCAGCGGUUGUCAGUAGACUGUUAGCAGAACUAAAUAAAAGUACUGGAGAAAUGAUUAAAAAAAAUCCUCGCAUAAUUAAGAAAAAUACACAUGCUCUAAUCAAAAUACAAUUAUCAAGACCAAUUUGUGUUGAGGUAUAUUCGGACAUCAGACAGUUAGGUAGAGUGAUGUUAAGGUCUAAUGGUACUACUAUAGCAGCUGGUCUUGUUACUAAAGUUAAUUUUACUAAAUAAUAAAUGU
Messenger RNA from Cinara cedri, 4256 nucleotides. The record is from the annotation of a GenBank genome assembly. Lineage: Eukaryota; Metazoa; Arthropoda; Insecta; Hemiptera; Aphididae.